AUGUCUUCCCAUCUGCCCCAACUAUCUCAUGUCUCCGGCUCUUCCCAUAAUUCCAAACCAUCUACAGAUGCUGGUUUGGCCAGUGCUGCAGAAGAAAUGCUGGCAGUUGACGAAGAUGAAGACAUGCUACGACGGGCCUUGAGCGUGCAUUCCAUCAUAUCAACAACUUCAAGCUUUGCAUAUAUGGGGCGAGCAAAAUAUAUUCAUGAUGCUGCAUUCACUGUCAUCGGAAGAGGAACAUGUGGAACGGUCUUUGAGAUUCCCGGGACUGAGUCUGCAUAUAAAAAAGGCAGCGAUAAGGACUCACUAUGGAAUGACGCAAACUUGACCAACACUGCCUGCCGUUCAGUGACAGAGACCAGGACUUAUCUUCAAGAACUAUUCCCCAAUAUCUCAAUACCUCGUGUGCCUGUAGUGACUGGAUGGGUCUGUGGGAACGAGCUAGAGAACUGGUGGUGCCAGAACUUGUCACGAUUCCCAGAGGACACACAAGCCGGAUAUAUUUUUCAACUUCAGCGGAUCUUGCCGCUUCCUCGACCCUCCCGUGAAGCUCUCAUCCGCCUCUAUUUCCCGCAGGAAAUGCGUCGUUCUGCAUUCGAAGACCCAGAGAAUAGGGCAUGCCUUGUACGACCAUAUCUUGGACAGCGAAGAACAGAGUGGGAAUUUUCGCAUCCAGCACUCAGCCUUCAGAAUUUUCCCCUUUAUCUCGAUCAAAUAGAGGAACUCCGGUUAGAAGCCAACCAAUUUUCUACAGAGAUGGCUAUUGGUCUGGCUAUCGUCCACUGGAAGGCAUUCUUGGAUGGCAUGGACAUGGAAUUCGUACUCGGAAGUGCGGCGACGAAUGGGGAACUUCCCACCGUCAUUGAGGACUUCAAAAACGUGGAGCCAUUUGAUAUCCCUGCUUGUGAUGUUAAAAGACGACAGGUACAUCUAUGGAUGCUCGACUUCGAUAAGGCUGACAAGCUCAACCUGAAGGAGAGCUGGAAGUCUUGCUGCGAUAAGAUGGUCACUGCCGUGACAGCAAAUGACCCUUAUUUCCCCAACCCAGUAGCUACGGGAACCCUCGAACAUAAGUUAUGGGAGACAUUUGAGCGGGCCUAUCUGCUUGCUGCGUCGAAUCUGCUGCUUAGACAGACUGGGCUGCCAAAGGAGGCGAAUGAAUACCCGGCUUUGUUUUUAAAAGCAUGGAAGAAGAGAGCCACAGAACUGGCAAAGGAUACAGAGGGUGGUUUUGUUGAGUUCGUGUAA
Molecule: messenger RNA, 1248 nt
Organism: Penicillium griseofulvum
Lineage: Eukaryota; Fungi; Ascomycota; Eurotiomycetes; Eurotiales; Aspergillaceae
Exons: 1
Coding region: 1-1248 (415 amino acids)
Source: RefSeq, a predicted model, not a curated record